Salvia hispanica is the source of this 2230-nucleotide messenger RNA. RefSeq names its product elongation factor G, putative (DUF668). Gene Ontology annotation, biological process: positive regulation of growth. Lineage: Eukaryota; Viridiplantae; Streptophyta; Magnoliopsida; Lamiales; Lamiaceae. The record is from RefSeq and is a predicted model, not a curated record.
GUUUCGUGUCCUUUAUUCUUUGGCAUUCUUCUUUCCCAUUAAAUUCAAUGAACUCUGCUUUGUUUAAUCAAAUCCCGAUCUCAUUUCACGCGCUUUUGCUGAUUCGGUAUUUCAACGCUUGUUUUUCCUGAUUUUCUAACCAUUUUUUUGCAUACAGUUUAUGUGAGUAGGUGAGGAGUCGUGUACAGUAUGGGAGGGGUUUGCUCGGGAGGAACGGUUCGUAGAAAUAGAAAAGCUCCGGACGUUGAGCGCGCGAAGAGUUCGGGGUUUUCGGGGAAGCUGAAGUCGGUAGGGAGUUUUUCGAGGCAGAAGAAGCAGAAGAGUGAUGAGGAUGUUGGUGAUGAUGAAUCGUUUUCGUUUUCUGCUGGAGUGGAGGAGGUUAAGAAGGCGCCGCAGCGCAGAUUGUUUGAUUCCGGCGAGCUGUAUCAGUCGGUGAUGUCCGGGGAAUUGAAUUCAUCAGCGCCGGCCAGGGCACCGGCGUACAAGACACCUCAAAUGACAUCAUUUCUUGGAAAGGCGGGCAUAGUAGGUCUAGAGAAAGCAGUGGAGGUUUUAGAUACUCUAGGUAGUAGCAUGACCAACUUGAAUUCUGGUGGGUUUACAACUGGUGUGUCUUCGAGGGGAAAUAGAAUAUGUAUAUUAGCAUUUGAAGUUGCCAAUACCAUAGCCAAAGGUGCAAACCUGUUGCAGUCUUUGUCAGAAGAAAAUGUCCAAUUCCUGAAAAAGGAGGUUUUGAAUUCAGAAGGGGUGCGACAACUGGUUUCUACUGAUAUCGAUGAACUUCUCAGGAUUGCGGCUUCUGACAAAAGGGAAGAAUUCGAAGUAUUCUCCCGUGAGGUUGUCAGAUUUGGAAAUUUGUGUAAAGACCCACAAUGGCACAAUUUGGAUAGAUUUUUUUCUAAGUUGGACUCAGAUACCGAUAUCAGUAAACAACUAAGAGAAGAUGCAGAAAUGACUAUGCAAGAACUAACUUCUUUGGCCCAGCAUACAUCUGAGUUGUAUCACGAGUUCCAUGCUUUGGACCGAUUUGAGCAAGAUUACCAGCGGAAGCUGGACGAAGUAGAUUCGUUGCACCUUCCUCGAAAAGGAGAAAGUCUGGCGAUGUUACAGACUGAGCUAAAACAUCAAAGAAAACUUGUAAGGAGCUUGAAAAAGAAAUCUCUGUGGUCUAAAAGUUUAGAGCAGGUCGUGGAGAAGCUUGUUGACAUUGUUACGUUCAUUCACCAGGAAAUUCCAGCAGUAUUUGGAGAUAAUGGGUUGUCACAUGCUGGAAAGGUUUCUAGCAGUAAGACAGAGAGACUAGGGGUUGCUGGUCUUGCUUUACAUUAUGCUAACAUAAUUACUCAGAUUGACAACGUAGCAUCCCGUCCUACUUCUCUCCCCCCAAACAUGAGAGAUACAUUGUACAAUGGAUUGCCACCAACCAUCAAGACUGCACUUCGCUCACGGCUACAGACUGAUACUAAGGAAGAGCUGACUGUUCGUCAAAUCAAAGAUGAGAUGGAAAAAUCUCUCCAAUGGCUUGUGCCAGUAGCAACAGAUACUACCAAGGCACAUCAAGGUUUCGGAUGGGUUGGAGAAUGGGCCAACAAUGGUAACGAAUUCGGAAAGAAAACUGCCACACCCAGUAACCUGAUUCGCCUCCAGACCCUGUAUCACGCUGACAAACGUAAGGUGGAUUCCUGCAUCCUUGAGCUAGUUACUUGGCUGCAUCGUCUGGUAAGUCUCGUGCGGUAUAGAGAUAACGGACUCAAGGCUCUGCCACAGCGCUCCCCAACUCGCAAAGGAUCAAACAUAAACAUUGAUAAACACAGCGACAAGGCCAAAACCCAUAAAGCUCAACUGUCUUCCGAGGAUAGAAACCUAUUAGAAGAUGUGAUGAAGAGGCGGAAUUUGGUCCCCGGGCUGAGCAAAAGCCAGGAAUUCGUGAAGAGUCGGAAGAACAAGGUUUGGGCACUAAGCAGGAGCACCGGGAACUCACCGCGAAGAGAAAUAAAGCAUCAGACUGCAGCCCAUGUGUUGGAUGUAUUAGAUGGUUUGGAUACAUCCUUUUCAGUUCCCAGUGGAGAUCUCAUCAGGUGAAUAUUAAAAAUCCAUUCUUUCAUUUGAUUCUGCUCAAAUAUAUGAAUCUUGGGCCGUAUUGUAUAUAUCCAUGUCGUGAGGAAUAUGUUAUAGCGUGGUAUUAAUACAUCCCUAUAUAUAUAAUACAUCUACAAUUUUUGUAUUCAAA